This is a messenger RNA of Chanos chanos (milkfish), 3051 nucleotides long. It is a transcript of the gene epha7, whose product is annotated as eph receptor A7. Gene Ontology annotation, molecular function: ATP binding; transmembrane-ephrin receptor activity; protein binding. The record is from RefSeq and is a predicted model, not a curated record. NCBI's taxonomy places the organism in Eukaryota, Metazoa, Chordata, Actinopteri, Gonorynchiformes, Chanidae. Bases 1 to 3051 code for a protein of 1016 amino acids. The transcript is spliced from 17 exons. Gene Ontology annotation, biological process: protein phosphorylation; ephrin receptor signaling pathway; axon guidance. Gene Ontology annotation, cellular component: plasma membrane; dendrite.
AUGGUUUCCACCUCGGUUCCAUCUUUGUGGACUAUAUUUUGCCUUCAUUUAUGUUGUUUUGUGAACACUGGAGUAGCACAGAAUGCAAGAGAAGUGAUCCUGUUGGAUUCAAAGGCACAGCAAACAGAGCUUGAAUGGAUAUCCUCUCCUCCAAGCGGGUGGGAAGAGAUCAGUGGAUUGGAUGAGAACUACACCCCCAUUCGCACUUACCAGGUUUGCCAAGUCAUGGAACCCAAUCAGAAUAACUGGCUUCGGACUAACUGGAUUGAAAAGGGGGAUGCCCAGAGGAUCUUUGUGGAACUGAAGUUCACCUUGAGGGAUUGUAACAGCCUGCCCGGAGUGGUGGGCUCAUGCAAAGAAACGUUCAACUUGUAUUACCAGGAAACCGAUUCGGAGGUGGGCAGGAAUAUACGUGAGAGCCAGUAUGUGAAAAUUGACACUAUUGCUGCGGAUGAAAGUUUCACCCAGGGGGACCUGGGAGAGAGAAAGAUGAAGUUGAAUACCGAAGUGCGUAUAAUUGGGCCGUUGUCACGGCGAGGUUUCUACCUGGCUUUCCAGGAUGUAGGAGCCUGCAUUGCUCUGGUCUCUGUCAAGGUUUAUUACAAGAAAUGUUGGUCGAUUAUUGAAAAUUUGGCCACCUUCCCGGACACGGUGACGGGGUCAGAGUUCUCCUCUUUGGUCGAGGUGGAGGGCACGUGCGUCAGCGACGCAGAGGAGGAGGCCGAUAACUCACCCAAAAUGCACUGCAGCGCAGAAGGGGAAUGGCUGGUGCCCAUUGGGAAAUGUAUAUGUAAAGCUGGAUUUCAUCAGAAAGGAGAUGCAUGUGAACCGUGCGGUCGUGGGUUCUACAAGUCUUCGUCUCAGGACCUGCAGUGUUCCCGGUGUCCGGCUCACAGUUAUAAUGACCGGGAGGGAUCAUGGCGCUGUGACUGUGAGGACGGUUACUACAGAGCGCUGUCUGACCCGCCCUCAGUCGCUUGCACCAGGCCUCCGUCAGCGCCGCAGAACCUCGUCUACAACAUCAACCAGACGACCGUCAGCUUGGAGUGGAGCCCGCCGGCGGACACCGGGGGACGCAAUGACGUCACCUACCGGAUUAUGUGCCGCCGCUGUAGCUGGGAGCCGGAAGAAUGCGUUCCAUGCGGUGGGAACGUUGGCUACACCCCCGCUCAGGCUGGAUUAGUGGACACCUACGUCACCAUCACAGACCUGCUGGCACACGCCAACUACACGUUCGAGGUUGAGGCGGUGAACGGGGUGUCGGACCUCAGCCGAACUCAGCGUCUGUUCGCUGCGGUCAGCAUCGCCACCAGUCAAGCAGCUCCCUCACAAGUGAGUGAAGUCAUCAAGGAGAGUGUUCAGCAGAACAGUAUCCAGCUCUCCUGGCAAGAGCCAGAGCAGCCCAAUGGAGUCAUCACCGAAUACGAGAUCAAGUACUAUGAAAAAGAUCAGAAGGAUCGCAUUUACUCCACGGUGAAAUCAAAGUCCACGUCAGCCACGGUGAACAACCUGAAGCCCAGCACGGCGUAUGUGUUUCAGAUCCGCGCCUUCACUUCUGCUGGAUAUGGCACCUUUGGACCGCGGCUGGAAGUCACGACCAAAGAGGAGGCUUCAGGUACUACCACAGUGGUUUCCAGCGAGCAGAACCCGGUCAUCAUCAUUGCGGUGGUGGCAGUAGCCGGCACUAUCAUACUGGUCUUCAUGGUGUUUGGCUUCAUCAUCGGGAGAAGGCAUUGCGGUUACAGCAAAGCAGACCAGGAAGGGGACGAAGAGCUUUAUUUUCAAUUUAAAUUUCCAGGCACCAAAACAUACAUUGACCCUGAAACGUACGAAGACCCAAACAGGGCUGUACAUCAGUUUGCCAAGGAGCUGGACGCUUCGUGCAUUAAGAUUGAGCGAGUGAUCGGCGCAGGAGAGUUUGGGGAGGUGUGCAGUGGACGGAUGAAACUCCCCGGGAAGAGAGAUGUGCCUGUGGCCAUUAAGACGCUGAAAGUGGGGUACACAGACAAACAGAGACGGGAUUUCCUGUGCGAAGCAAGCAUCAUGGGACAGUUUGACCACCCUAAUGUGGUUCAUCUGGAGGGAGUCGUUACUAGGGGAAAGCCGGUCAUGAUUGUAAUUGAAUAUAUGGAAAACGGCUCACUAGACGCUUUCCUCAGGAAACAUGACGGUCAAUUCACGGUCAUUCAGUUGGUCGGGAUGCUGAGAGGCAUCGCGGCUGGAAUGAGAUAUCUCUCCGACAUGGGUUACGUGCACAGAGACCUGGCGGCGCGGAACAUUCUGGUCAACAGCAAUCUCGUAUGUAAAGUGUCUGACUUCGGCCUGUCACGAGUGAUUGAUGACGAUCCCGAAGCGGUUUACACGACAACAGUGAAGAUGCAAUGUGUUGUCAAUUUGAUCUUUGUUACGACCACUGAUUGGUGUUUUGUUGAACAGGGCGGGAAAAUUCCGGUUCGGUGGACAGCCACAGAAGCCAUCCAAUACCGCAAAUUCACCUCAGCCAGUGACGUGUGGAGUUACGGCAUUGUUAUGUGGGAAGUCAUGUCCUAUGGGGAGAGGCCUUACUGGGAUAUGUCCAAUCAGGAUGUCAUAAAGGCUAUAGAGGAAGGUUACCGUCUCCCGGCGCCAAUGGACUGUCCUCCAGGCCUGCACCAGCUCAUGCUGGACUGCUGGCAGAAGGACCGCGCCGACCGACCCAAAUUCGACCAAAUAGUCGGCAUCCUAGACAAAAUGAUCCGUAAUCCCAACACCUUAAAAACGCCUCUGGGAACCUGUACAAGAUCCGUAAGUCCCCUGCUGGACCAGAGCACUCCAGACUUCACCUCUUUCCUCUCUGUAGGAGAGUGGUUGGAAGCCAUAAAAAUGGAGCGUUACAAAGACAACUUCACAGCUGCUGGGUACAGCUCUUUGGAGUCUGUCGCUAGGAUGACUAUCGAGGAUGUGAUGAGUUUGGGAAUAUCGUUGGUGGGACACCAGAAGAAGAUCAUGAGUAGCAUUCAGACUAUGAGAGCCCAGAUGCUCCAUCUCCAUGGCACGGGCAUUCAGGUCUGA